AUGGAUGUGCAUUACAAAACCUAUGCUAGUCGGAGUAAUCGAGAUAUUAGGUUUGACCAACUUCUUCGCACCAAGCCGCUGUCCACAUGUACUGCCUCUUCAACUGCAUUUUCAAAAUCAAGCGUAACUGUUAGCUCCAGAAAGAAAGUUAAUGUAGUGUCUUUUGUUCCUACUGGUGAAGGACAAGAAUUAAUAACUAGGUCUCCGGAAAAGAUUGUUUCAGACAAUACAGAUGGCUCCUCUAUUUGUUCAGGAACCAUACAGACCAGUGUUUCGUCACAGUCAUACACAUUGCAUUCCACCUCAGACUUGACUCCUACAAGUUCUCCAAUUUUAUCGUAUUCUUUUGCAUAUAAAGAAUAUUCUGAUUAUUCUGCAAUUACUUCUGUGGCGGAUACCUCUCGUAAUCCCUCUUCUAAUCACAAGUUCAACCGAAGUCCUGUUCGUUAUGCAAAUUCCAUAUAUGAACAGCAUCCCUGUACACUGUCAUCUCAACCUACAACUUUACAUUGUAUCACGUCUAACUCUCAGUCAGGUGUUACAAGUUAUCGAAGUCUAUCUGGGGUAACUGCUACAAAAGUGACAAGUCAACCAGUGAUUCAAAGACUGGACAAAAGUCAAAUAAACCCGGUAGUAACUAUAUCAAACAGUCAAUUAAAGACGUACAGUUGUAAUAAUAUUGCAAAAAGUAUUCAUGACCGUAUUCUGCCUAAUCCAUGUUCUGUCUCAACAUCAGAUUCAAUGGAUCCUUUGGCUAUAAAUGUUGCCAAGCCAACUGGACGUCCCAUUCUAACGGGUAAAAACAAAAGAGCUGCUUACAAUCCACGUUCUUGGCAAAAAGAUAUUGAAACAGAAGACACUUCACCAACUAAAUUGCAAAAAUUGAUUGAACCAUUCCCAGUUUCACAAACCACCAUCACCGCAACAAUAACAACAACAGCAUUAACUACUACUACUACUGUAGUUAAUUCUACUCAUUCCUCUACAAAUAAUAGUAAUAAUAAUAAUAAUAGAGCUUCAUCAUUCUUGACUGCUCAAAAACCUAAUAAUCGACAAACUUAUUUAACUGCUAAUAAUAACCAGUCGAGUACAAAUAAAUCUGAUAAUUUUGCAUUCCAUGACUUUGAUGAUGAAGAAGAAGACAAUGAUGAAUUUAAAAAAGGUUUUAAUCCUUCACGUCCUCUUUCAAAGUCCUGUUUACCUUCAGUGAUGAAAAGUAAUUCACUGAAAUCAUCUAGUAAUCAUCAUCACCGACAUCAGUCCUCAGAUGAAGACGGUGAUGAUGGCGAUGGUGAUGAGGAUAUUGAAGACGAUGUGAAACCAUGGUUUCGUCCAGCAUCUCGUGAAAAUACUUCUAUCAAAUCAAUGGAUAAACUGUCCAUUACUUCAACAAAGAAUAUGAAAGUUAGCCGGUCAGAAAAACCUUUAUAUACUGUACUACGCAAAGUAAAAGAAGCACAUGUUUGUCAAGAACAAGGUGAAGCUCAACAUUUACUCGAUGAUGUUGAAUAUUUAGUCGAUGGUUUAGCCGAUCGUAAUCAAGUCAAUACUCGUGCACUAAGUGUACUCACACUAGCCAAUAAGUGUUUAGCAGCAUCUUUCCGUUAUACACUUAACGCUCAUGGUCUACUAAAGCGUAUUUGUGCAAAAUUACACGAUGCCCAUAAAGAUUAUGCAUUGGCACUUACCUCCGCUGGAUUAAUGUUUGUUUUAUCACGAGAUCGUGAUCCAAAUAUCUUAGAUGUUGAAUCUCUUGCUAUUGUAUUGAAAUUAUUCUCUGCACCUGAUGCAAAUACAAACGGUACAACUGGUCACACUGAAGCCAGUAAGAGUAAAGAGGCUGAACGUGUACGUGCACGAGUUCGACAAUUACUAGACGGUUUACACCAGAACAAUAGUAAUAAUAACAGUAAUAAUAAUAAUAAUCCAAAGAGUUUAACAUCAAUUACCUCGAAUACGAUUACAGAUACUGGGAAUAAUACCAGCACAACAGGUGCUGGUGGUGCUAUUUCAUCCAACCUUGCCUUGUUCUCUGGUAGUGGAAAACGACCGCUACUGCCACUUGGAUCUAAGCCUUCAAUGAAUUUGAAUUUAAAUACUCGACAUUUACAAAUGACGCGUCAGUUGACGACAUCAGAUUUAGUUAUUGAAUCUAUUCUAAACUUUGGUACACGUAAAGCUGGUGAUUGGUUCAAGGCAGAACUACGUACUGGUGGUGGAUUAGAUCGAGUAGCCGACGCCGCUUCGGAUGCUGUCGAUUAUUUAGCCGAUUUAGAUCCAGCCAAUAAAUCUCAACGAGUGAAGCCAAUGUGGCGGCGUUCAAUGCCAGGAAUUGACAAUUUCGCCUUGGAUAGGCUUAAACGAGUUUGUCAUUAUACUAGGCUAUUAGAAAAUAUGACUUAUAUGAAUUCUGAUAAUCAAACGUAUUUAGUACAUUAUCGUGAUGGAAUUCUUGUCAACCGUUUACUAAUAUGUUUACGUGUAUGUGUCUGUCAUCUACCGACAACGACACCGUCAUCAACAGCGGCAACACCGGCGAAUCAGCAAACUCCUAAUACCACUACUACACUACUACUACUACUACAACUGGUGAUAAAUCUACUGUAA
Molecule: messenger RNA, 2607 nt
Organism: Trichobilharzia regenti
Lineage: Eukaryota; Metazoa; Platyhelminthes; Trematoda; Strigeidida; Schistosomatidae
Source: the annotation of a GenBank genome assembly